Molecule: messenger RNA, 486 nt
Organism: Phragmites australis (common reed)
Lineage: Eukaryota; Viridiplantae; Streptophyta; Magnoliopsida; Poales; Poaceae
Exons: 1
Coding region: 1-486 (161 amino acids)
Source: RefSeq, a predicted model, not a curated record
AUGUACGACGACACCCCCGGCGGAGUCAUCGGCAUGGACGUCGCGCGCGGCCGCGAGCCGCGCGGCGUCGAGCCAACCGUCGAACACGGCGGAGGGCCCUCGUCACCCAGAGCGUCCGAGGCCGCGCGGACCGUCCGAGACGGCUUCGACUCUCGCCCGGACGGGGCGCGGGCGGGAGCUUCGAGGGCGUACUCGGCGAGGGAGGAGGUUUCGCGAGCGGCUGCGGCGCGGGCGGAACCUUCGCUGGCAGACGCGGCGAGGGCGGACGCUUCGCGAGCGGGCGCGGCGCGGGCCGGCGGACACGGUGGGGAAGGCCACGGUGGACAUGCUGGUGGCGCGCUUGCCGGGGUGGGAAGUGGCCAUGGCGCGCCUGCCAGGGCGGGACGUGGCCAUGGCGCACCUGCCAGUGCGGGUCUCGGCCAUGGUGCUGUGGCCUGCACCUCGGGCGGCGGAGGCGAAGGCGGCGGCGGCGGCAGAGGCGGAUGA